Molecule: messenger RNA, 1371 nt
Organism: Catharus ustulatus (Swainson's thrush)
Lineage: Eukaryota; Metazoa; Chordata; Aves; Passeriformes; Turdidae
Product: lipase member H-like
Exons: 10
Coding region: 10-1371 (453 amino acids)
Biological process (GO): lipid metabolic process
Molecular function (GO): carboxylic ester hydrolase activity; lipase activity
Source: RefSeq, a predicted model, not a curated record
CAGUUCCACAUGUUGAAAUUGUGUUUCUUCAUCUGUUUGAUAUACUGGGUGAAAUCAGAUGAGGAACAAAAUUGUCCUGAAUUUACAGACCUAAACAUAGGCAAUGCUUUGUCUGGAACACAACUCCAUGUUCAGCUACUCCUGUACACGAGGGAAAAUCAAGAUUGUUCUGAGAGGCUCAUUGAACACAACGUUACUGCAUCUGAGUACCUGAAUACAACCAAGAAAAUUGUCUUUGUUAUUCAUGGCUUCAGGCCAACAGGAUCUCCUCCAGCGUGGCUGGGUGACAUGAAGGAGCUUUUACUGUCUGUAGAGGAUAUUAAUCUCAUUAUAGUUGAUUGGAAUCGUGGUGCUACCACUGUGAAUUACCUAACUGCUGUGGAAAACUGCAGAAAAGUUGCAGAAAUACUGAAGAAUUAUGUUGACCAGAUGCUGAUGGGUGGAGCUUCUCUUGACUCUGUGUACAUGAUUGGAAUUAGUCUUGGUGCUCAUAUAGCUGGUUUUGUUGGCCAGAAGUAUAAUGGCAAACUUGGCAGAAUUACAGGUCUGGAUCCAGCAGGCCCUUCGUUCACUGGAGAGCCACCGGAGCACAGACUGGAUCCGACUGAUGCACAGUUUGUGGAUGUAAUCCAUUCAGACACUGAUGUACUAGGUUUCAAGAAGCCUUUAGGAACCAUUGAUUUCUAUCCAAAUGGAGGAAUGGAUCAGCCUGGUUGUCCAAAAACCCCUUUCAGUGGAUUUCGGUAUUUUAAAUGUGACCAUCAGAGAUCUGUCUUCCUCUUCUUAUCAUCUUUGAAAAGCAAGUGUGACAUAAUAACAUAUCCUUGUGACUCUUAUUUGGAUUACAAGAGAGGAAAAUGUGUUGAUUGUGAUGCUUUCCAGCCAAUGUCCUGCCCAGUACUGGGUUAUCAUGCUGAUAGAUGGAAAAACCUGUUGAUACCAUAUAGCUCACCAACAAAAUCUUACUUUGAUACCUCAGGCGAAGACCCAUUCUGCAUGUACAACUACUUACUGGACAUCACUACCUGGAAUAAAAGCACUAGGAGAGGUUUCAUCAAAGUUAAAAUAACAGACUAUGCUGGGAACACAGUAGAGUCACAGAUGAAUAGUGAAGCUUCAACAUUUCAGCAAUAUAAAAGAGUCAAAAUACUGACUGGAUUUCACCAAGACAUUGAAAACAUUGCAAAAAUUUCCUUGACCUAUUCUACAAAGACUUUAAUAGGCCCAAAGUACAAGCUUAGGAUUCUUCAGAUGAAGCUGAAAUCUCUCAAUAAUCCAAAAAGGCCACUGCUGUGCAGAUACGAUUUUGUACUGCUGGAGAACAUUGAACUGACCUUCAAACCUAUCCCUUGCUCUGAGAGGGGUACAUGA